Messenger RNA from Gongylonema pulchrum, 456 nucleotides. The record is from the annotation of a GenBank genome assembly. Lineage: Eukaryota; Metazoa; Nematoda; Chromadorea; Rhabditida; Gongylonematidae.
CUGUCCAUCGCUGCUAUAGUCAAGGGUCACGUAACGGGCCUAACAAUACUCAUUUUAGGUAAUUGGAAUGGACGGGUAUCCUGGAAACUAACAUUCAACAAAGGCGGAUGUAUUGAUUUUGGCCAGGCACUGCUGAAAGCUGCUGAAAUGGCGCGAAGCUUCCGUCCGUACAAUGCUCCACCACCAUACGCUCCACCGCCAGGGAACUACUAUGCCGCACCACCAGCUUACUAUAUCCCAUCCGGAGGAAUUUACAAUGGUUUUGUGGCUCCUUUGAAUGCUUUUCCCGAACAACCUCCAGCUGGUGGCGUUUACAUGUAUGAAGCACCACCACCGUAUUCUGGUAUUGGCCCAGAUCAUCCACCAGUGCCAGCAGGGCAAUUGCGUGACUCAGAAGUGAUUCCAAGCGCUCCGCCGCAUCUCCAGCAAGCACCACCAUUGCCCACAAAAACUUGA